This is a messenger RNA of Rubroshorea leprosula, 4324 nucleotides long. Lineage: Eukaryota; Viridiplantae; Streptophyta; Magnoliopsida; Malvales; Dipterocarpaceae. The record is from the annotation of a GenBank genome assembly.
GCAUCUGAGCCCGCCUUAGAUGAUUUUAGGCCAAUGCCCAGAAACCUUUUUGUUGGGGGAGCAGAACAGGAUCACCUAAGCGAAACAGAUGAUGAUGAAAGAACACCAACUGGGUAUGCAACCCAGCCUGAACAGUUCCAGGUUCCAACAGGAACAAGAUCAAGACCUUCUAGACUAUACAAUUCACAGCGUGAACGACCUGAAAGGUCAAUAGAACCUACUCGGACUGCCGAGCUCGAAGAGAGAACCAGAGUUCUCGAAAUGGCAAUGGGCAAAAUCCUUGCCCGUCUGAUUCCUGAUGACCCCCUGAUUCCCUUGCUGAACAGGGAUGCGCAACCAGCUGCGGUUGUUGCAACUCGAAACUCCCCCGCUCUAAGCAACAUGGUGGUGCUGACCAGGCCAAGGGGAAGUGGAAAACUAAAUAUCGAGCCCAGCUCAUCCAAGCACAGCGAAGAACUGUUGAAGAAGAACGCAGACCUUGAAAGGCAGCUACGAGAUGUGCAAAAAUCUAUAGACGAGCUGAAAACAGAACCGUAUCAAGAGGGAUUCAAAAUUCCCCAUUUAGAAACAUAUGAUGGCUCGGGCGACCCGGAUGAACAUCUGCACACUUAUCAAGCCAUCAUGAGAAUCCAAAACGCCAAUGACGCCAUGAUGUGCAAAGUGUUCCCAGCAACACUUAAGACAACAGGCAGGAGAUGGUAUCACAAACUCCCCAGACAUUCCAUAGACUCGUACUCCCAGCUCGCCAAGCUAUUCUCCAACAAAUUUGCGAGCCAAAGGGAGAUUAAACGAACAGCGACUGAACUAAUGCAGGUUCAUCAAAAAGAGGGAGAGUCUUUGAGGGACUACAUGCAACGAUUCAACAAAGCUACUUUGGACAUUGAUAACGUCCCCGAUACCAUCUGCUUAUCUGCCUUGUUGCAUGGCCUGAAGCCUGGCCGGUUUUUGGACGACCUGCUGGAGAAUCCGCCCAAGUCAUGGAAUGAAAUACAGCAUUGGGUCAAGAGACCCCCUCUACAAACACAUGAUUCUUCACGAGCUGACAGAAGCAAAUACUGCGAUUAUCACCGUGUUUACGGCCAUAACACAGAAGACUGCCAGAGUUUGAAGGACGAGCUUGAAUGCUUGGCUCGCAAUGGAAAAUUGGAGGGGUAUGUACAGAAGCCUUUUGUUCGGCAACCCGUCCAGACCCAUUUUGUACAAGAGUACGGCCAACCUCAAGCACCUGGGUAUCAGCUCAGUAGCAAUCCAAAUUCUUACCAGACAGGUCCGUACUCAUUUGAGCCGAACAGAGCAUACAGAGGACGCCCGUUCAAUAGGCGUGGGCAAGGACAGAAAGCACCUACGCAGAACCAAAAAGACCACAGAGGAGUCGGGUACGGUGGAAUACCCCCGCCAUCAGGCACAAUCAAUAUGAUCUCUGGUGGUAUACAUGCAGGAGGUCAAAGUGCCCGAGCCCGCAAGGCGUACGCUCGCCAGGUGAUGACAGUAAAUAAGAACCGGCCUCUUAAGCGUCCAUUUGAGGAGGCAGAGUGGGAGAAUACGGCCAUAACGUUCAGCUUGUCAGAUUACCAGCGAGCAGGAGAACCUGACGUCGUGAUGCCUCAUGCGGAUCCUUUUGUAGCAACAGUCCAUAUAGGCAACCAUAACGUCAACAAGGUUUUCAUUGACACUGGGAGCUCGCCUGAUAUCCUGUAUUGGAGCUGCUUUCAAAAGAUGCAGCUGAACCCCAGCUCGUUACAAAAAUAUGAAGGGCCUAUCUAUGGGUUCGACAAUCAACCUGUUCCAGUGGAGGGAGUAAUUACACUUCCCAUUUACGUGGGCUCAGAACCACGCUUCAGGAUGGCUUCAGUCAGCUUCCUGGUCGUCAAAAUGGAAUCAGCCUUCAAUGCCAUAUUAGGAAGGGCUACUCUGUGCGAACUGAAGGCUGUCAUCUCACAACCCCAUCUCUGCAUGAAAUUUCCAACGCCUCAGGGGGUAGGAGUGCUGAAGGGGAAUCAGAGGAUGGCCAGGACAUGUUAUCAGGAUACGUUCAAGAAGGUUGAGCUCGUUGUAGCCCCUGGAGGAUCUAAAAGUAGUAGGCCGACUCAGCAAGGCCAGCAGACAAUGAGCAUAUCAGACAUUGAGCAUAGACCCGAGGGAGUCGAGCAGAAAGCAGAGCCGGUAGAGCCAAUAGAAACCGUUCCUUUAAACCCUGAUGUGCCGGAAAGAACAGUCAAGAUCGGCACCAAGCUCACAGAAGAAGAGCGAGCAGAGCUUUUGGAGUUUUUGAGGGUCAAUCAAGAUGUGUUCGCGUGGACUACUGACGAAAUGCCUGGCAUCCCAGCGGAGCUGACAGUCCACAAACUCAGUACGGACCCCACCAGAAGACCGGUGGUGCAGAAACGUCGCCUCUUUGGCCUAGAGAAACAAGCUGCCAUAGACGAGCAGAUACAGAAGCUGCUACAAGCAGGCUUCAUCAGGAGAGUGGAGUAUUCUGAGUGGGUAUCUAACCCCGUGCUCGUCAAAAAGUCGAAUGGCAGGUGGAGGAUGUGUAUUGACUUCACCAACCUCAAUGACGCAUGUCCAAAAGACCCUCACCCCUUGCCAAAUGUGGAGAAAUUAGUGGAGCGAGCAGCUGGGCAUGAACGGAUGAGUUUUCUUGACGCCAGCUCGGGCUAUCACCAGGUUCAGUUGCUGUUGGACGAUCAGGAGAAAACAGCUUUCUACGCUGGUGACGCUAUCUAUUGCUAUGUGAUGAUGCCAUUUGGCCUGAAAAAUGCUGGCGCUACAUAUCAGAAGCUGGUACAAAUCAUCUUUAAGCUCCAGAUCGGCAGAAACAUAGAAGUGUAUGUGGAUGACAUGAUAAUCACUAGCGUGCGAGCUGAAGACCAUAUAGACGACCUGAGUGAGACCUUUCAAAAUUUGCGCCGAGCCCAAAUGAAGCUGAACCCUCUGAAGUGCACAUUCGCUGUAGAAUCAGGAAAAUUCCUAGGGUACGUGGUAUCCAAGAAAGGAAUUGAAGUGAACCCAGAGAAGGUUUUGGUUGUUCAGCAGAUGGAGUCACCCAAGACUGUAAAGGACGUGCAACGCUUGACAGGUCGUAUAGCCGCUUUGCACAGAUUCAUAGCCAGGUCGGCGGAAAGGUGCCUACCGUUUUUCAAAGCCUUGCGAGAGCCCAAACACUUUCAAUGGACCGACGAGUGCCAACAGGCUUUUGACGAGCUCAAACAGUAUCUGGCAUCUGCACCCCUGCUGUCUAAACCUGUGGAAGGGGAAAGUUUAUACCUAUACAUGGGAGUUACAGGAGAAGCAGUGAGCUCGGUUUUGCUCAGGGAAGAGAAUAUGAAUCAGAAGCCUAUUUGUUACGUGAGCAAGGUUUUACAAGGUGCAGAGCAGAAUUACCCAUUAGCAGAAAAGGCUGCAUUUGCCCUGGUUUACACAGCUCGUAAGUUGAGGGCUUAUUUCCAAUCACAUCGGAUCGUCGUCUAUACCGAUUUGCCAUUGAGAAAAAUACUCCAGAAACCUAAACUCUCUGGUCGACUUAUUGGGUGGAGUGUCGAGCUGAGUGAAUACGACCUCAAAUUUCAGCCACGUACAACCAUAAAGGGCCAGGCCAUCGCGGACUUUCUGGUAGAAUGCAUUUCAGCAACUAAAGAAGAAAAAGCACCUGAGCACCCAGUCUGGGUUUUGUAUGUGGAUGGAGCUGCUAGCAUUGAAGGAUCGGGUGCUGGGGCUGUGUUAGUGGGCCCAGAUGGCUUUAAGUCUGAGCACGCACUGAGGUUUAAAUUUCAAACAACUAAUAACGCUGCAGAAUAUGAGGCCCUCGUUUACAGACUAAAGCUGGCGUCCGAGCUGAGGGUACAAAGCAUUCAAGUGUUCAGCGACUCUCAGCUCGUCGUGGGCCAGAUUAAAUCAGCAUUUGUUCAUUUCCAAAUUGAUAAAAUACCGAGAGCGAAUAACCACCGAGCUGACGAGUUGUCAAAGCUGGCCUCUUUGCAAGACCUUAACCCUCAGAGAUCGACAAUUGUCGAGAUACUCAACGCGCCGAGCUACACUGAUUCCGGAGUCGAAUGUCAGUUGCUGAGCACAGAUCCCUCCGCACCGAGCUGGACCACCCCGCUGAUAAAAUAUCUGCAAAGUGGUGAGCUACCUGAAGACCAGUCCGCUGCAAAAUUGGUUAAACACAGGGCGGCACAUUUCACUUUGUUAGAUAACUAGCUCUACAAGCGAGCAGCCUCAAUGCCCCUAUUACGCUGCCUUACUCCUUAUGAAGCUGAGUACGCUAUGAGGGAAUUUCACGAAGGAGUAUGUGGCACACAUAUAGGCGGUAGGACUUUAGCUC